Messenger RNA from Spodoptera litura, 3998 nucleotides. The record is from RefSeq and is a predicted model, not a curated record. Lineage: Eukaryota; Metazoa; Arthropoda; Insecta; Lepidoptera; Noctuidae.
GUGUUGUCUGUUACCAGUAACGCCAAGGACUUUUGUUUGGCGCCUUUACGGGCCGGUCUGGUUUUACUGAUAAAUUUGUGAAUUUCUCUCCAACAAACUAAAGUUAUUGUUAAAUAUAAUGGGCGACAAAGGUGACGGAGAAACCUUUGAUGAUGCGGUUGAAGAGAGGGUAAUCAAUGAAGAGUAUAAAAUAUGGAAAAAGAACACUCCAUUUUUGUACGAUCUGGUUAUGACACACGCUCUGGAGUGGCCCUCGCUAACUGCCCAGUGGCUACCUGACGUGACCCGGCCUGAAGGAAAGGAUUAUUCGGUACAUAGAUUAAUCUUGGGUACUCACACAUCAGAUGAACAGAAUCACUUGCUGAUUGCAAGUGUACAGCUUCCCAAUGAAGAUGCACAGUUUGAUGCGAGCCACUAUGACAAUGAUAAAGGUGAAUUUGGUGGCUUCGGAUCAGUGUCAGGUAAAAUUGACAUUGAGAUCAAAAUCAACCAUGAGGGUGAAGUGAACAGGGCUCGGUACAUGCCUCAGAACCCCUGUGUGAUUGCCACCAAGACUCCUUCCUCUGAUGUGUUGGUCUUUGACUACACUAAGCAUCCAUCAAAGCCUGAACCUUCUGGGGAAUGCCAUCCUGAUCUCAGAUUGCGUGGUCACCAAAAAGAGGGCUAUGGUUUAUCCUGGAAUCCAAACCUUAAUGGUUAUCUGCUGUCAGCGAGUGAUGACCAUACAAUAUGUCUUUGGGACAUUAACGCGACGCCGAAGGAAGGUCGCGUCAUUGAAGCUAAGUCGGUGUUCACUGGACACACGGCCGUGGUUGAGGAUGUCGCCUGGCAUCUCCUGCACGAAUCACUAUUCGGAUCUGUGGCUGAUGAUCAGAAACUUAUGAUUUGGGAUACUAGAUGUAACAACACAUCAAAGCCCUCUCACACAGUAGACGCGCAUACUGCUGAAGUCAACUGUCUCAGCUUCAAUCCCUACUCUGAAUUCAUUCUAGCUACAGGCAGUGCUGAUAAAACGGUAGCGCUGUGGGACCUCCGGAACCUGAAGCUGAAGCUGCACUCAUUUGAGUCACACAAGGACGAGAUCUUCCAAGUCCAGUGGUCGCCGCAUAACGAGACCAUCCUUGCCAGCAGUGGUACCGACAGAAGCAGGCUUCACGUGUGGGAUCUGUCGAAGAUAGGCGAGGAGCAGACGGCCGAAGACGCGGAGGAUGGUCCUCCUGAGUUAUUGUUCAUCCACGGUGGACAUACAGCUAAGAUAUCAGACUUCUCAUGGAACCCUAACGAACCGUGGGUUAUCUGCUCUGUGUCCGAAGACAAUAUUAUGCAGGUAUGGCAGAUGGCUGAGAACAUCUACAAUGACGAGGAGCCCGAGACGCCCGCGUCGGAGCUGGAAUCUGGUGUGAAUGUGAACCACGGCUAGCUCCGCGCCUGCGUAGCCGGACUCCAGCAUACGAGCCUCCACUGUAUGACUCUAUGUACGUAAUGUGACAACACAACCACAUGCAGUACGCGUUAAUACAAUAGAUUAUAUUACAGCAACAUAAGACAAUUAGGGCCGAUUUUUCAACUAACAGAUUUUUUUUCAUAGAGUAAUAUUGACCUCUGACAGUUUGUGUAUGGAAAAUCUAUCAACAAUUAAAAAUUAUUACUCCAAUAAAGUUAUGUGGCGUUGGAAAUAUCGGCCCUUAGAGAAACCUUGUCUCCUCAACAGAUAUUUAUUCUAUUUCUUCUAUUCCGUAUGCACAAUGGCGUAAACCUAAACAGUUACAGUUCCUUAGAAAAUAUGAAUGUUACUGUCUCUUUCACCCUUAAAUUGUUAGUGCUUAGUAGUAUCACAUUUCUUCUAUGAAAUCCACUAUGUUUCUAACUCCAGAGCCACUUAACGCGUACUGUACUGUCACCCGGGCUCUAUACCAAGUUUCAGUUUAAAAUAUGGAAAUUAUAUGUAGAGCUCUUUCACGAUAAUAAAUUCGUUCUUAAAGUUAAUACAGUGUGUUGAAUUUGUUUCCAAUUACGCUCUGUUAGGCCAAAAAUAAGUAUGUAAAUUAGGCAAAUUGGUUUUUAUUUUUAUGUUCUCGACUUCUACCAUGCUGCUAUGAUUUUUUAAAAUUAAUUGUCAAAUUACUAUGUGUAAUUUUGUGAUGAAGGCAACUGAUCAGAAUUGGAUGUGUUUAGGUAGUGCUUGGGUGUUAUUUCGUGGCGUUAUUGUUAUUGAAAGAAAUAAAAUAGAAAGUAUUGAAAUAUCAUAAUUAAAUUAGUGAAAAUAAAUGUGUAGUUUUUCUCUGAGCAGUGGCAACAAUUGCAACUCAUUUGUUUGUCGUCGUAGGUAAACUAAGCCAACAUGUCCCGAAUACACAUCAAACCGCGCCUACACUCUAAAAAUGAUCAACAAUGAAAGAGCUCUGGAAACAGUAAUUUGAGUCUUAUGUCCGUAAACUAUAGAUGUAAAAAUUAUUGAUAUGGUCAACAAGUACAUAACUUGUACGAUAUUAGAUGUUAAGAAAAAAAAACAUACAAAACUGCAAUCAUAAUUUGCAGUGAAUUUGUUAUUGAAUGAGGAAAGAAAUUUGAAUAUUUUUGCAUAAUCUGAAAAUUAUUUUUGAGUCCAUAUUUUGUACUUUAUUAUGCAGUUUGGUUGCUCAUAUGUUUUGAUAUAGUCCACUGGUAGGAACAGUUUGUAUGAAAAUUCAUUUCCCACUACCCUCUGUCAUAUUGAAAAAAUGUCUCUUGAUUUAUGGGAAUAUCUCUCACAGACCAACAUAAUUAUGUUUGAAAUCACAUUUGAAUGGAGGUUAUCGUUCUUUACUAUCCCUAACUGUCGCCACUAACAUUUAAAAGUUGGUGUAACAAUAUGGGGCAGUUGAUGCUAUUCUGUUUGUGCCACACAAUCUGAACAAACAAGUGCGCAAAUAUCUGGCGCUGGCUUAACAGAGACUAGAAAUAAGAACUAUUAUAAAGUUAAAAGUUCGAUGGUUCAAGUGUCUGUCAUCACCACUCGACACUGGCAGUAUAGCCGACAUAAAUAAAUGGGAAACUCUUGCUAUUCAAGAAACUUUCAUUUAAGACUUUCACUGCCAAUAAAAAACUGUUAAAGGUAAAUCCUCCGCUAAUGCCGGUCACCGGUGACCCCCAUGGCGUGAUAAACAGAUUCUGAUGAUUAUAUAAAAUAGAUCAGAUCUCAUUUCGAUAUCGUCCCUAAUGAGGGGAUUAUGAUAAAAAUAAACACAUUUUCAGCUAUUAACUGUCAAACACCGCGAGGACACCGGUGUCCGCACACCUUCUUUGUGUCUAUAAUGACGGUACUGAAAUAGCUUUAAAAUUACAUUUUGUAAAUGUUUCUACCCUUGGACUAUUCAAAAUGGGAAGGGUCCAAUUAUUUGUGGUCUGUAUGCACAAGAAUCUCCCAAAAAAUGUCACUAUAAUGAAUUAAAAAAUAUUUUUGUAUAAGUGGAAUUUUCUAUUUUAUUUUGUUCUAAAGUAAAUGUGCGUAUGGACCACGGACGUGUGAGAAACAGAACCCACAUCAUAGAGACACCUCGCUAGCCAACACUGGUUAAUUCCAUUUUAAUUUAUUGUUUCUUAUCCAAUAAGUCAAAGGAUGUGUUUCUGUUGUAAUUGUCAUUAUUAUUAUAUUAAGAGCCUCUUUCACACCCAGUAUUCCGUAUUAUAUAGUCUAUGAUUUAUAUAAACUACAAGAAAAAAUACACCUGUAGCCAGUAGCAUUUGAUAGCUUAGCUGUCAUAGUAUGUAUGUAAUACGUAAACAUUUCACUACUGAGAAUGAUGAUACGCUGAGCUAUCGAAGUGUAGUAUCUUGUUGUAAUGCAUGUUCAAUGUUAAGUGUACCGAGUUUCACACCAUACUAGCACAAAGUGAAAGAUGCUCUUACUCUGGUGACGCGACUGACCGAUGGUAUUUUAUAAUGUUAAUGCAGUAAUGGAAUAAUUUUUAAGCUCUGCUAAUUAAUUACCUAUUAUGAUUAAAAGUAUCGUAAUAAUA